GCUUCGGCUAGUUGGUAUGCAUGACGAUAUUUAUAGCGCGAAAACAAAACGACGACACAGAGACAAGAAGCUCGUGUCUUUCGUGUCCUUCUUGUCUCUGUGUCGUUGUUUUGUUUUCGCGCUCUAAAUAUCGAUUGUUGGCGUUGUGCCAGUUGUGCGCUUUCAUACGUAUGUUAGUUACGCGCACUUAAAUCGCGUUCUGAACCAGUUGUUUAGAGACAGCAGAAAGACUUACUGAGUAAAGCAGUUUUGAAAUUUCAGAAUGUCCACUUUUGACUCGACGAAGCCAGCCGAUAGCUCUGAAAGUGAAGACGACGACUACGUUCCAUCGGCCGAGGAGAGCGAAGGCGAUGAGUCGGAUGCCGAAAACGACGCUAGGAGUGACGCCGAGGUACCAGCUGGAAAGAAGCCUAAAAGGACAAAGAAAAAAACAUUUGUCGAGGUAUUGACCUUGGUAUACAUACCCCUGCCCACUGUGAGGAUGCCGACAUUGAGGCGAUUGGGAGCAGGAAAACUGAUGAAGUGUAAGGGUGGAAUCUAUUUGGAGGGUGAAGCUAGUCCAGCUCACAGAAGUCCUGAUAAAGCAAACGAUGCCGAGGAGCUAGUUCCUGCACUCAACCCGGACGAGGAAAAGAAGCGAGCAGAUGAUCUGUGGUCUGAUUUCUUGCGUGAUGUUGAACCUAAUCCUAGGAAACGCAUUGUUCCUGCUGCAAGUGUUGUCUCUAGGUCUACCAUGAAGAGAACAGGAAAAACGGUUCCACCAGCUCAGCUGCAAAAUCUUGCGAUGCUCGUGAAGAGACUCCUAUGCAACAUGCCGAACAGGCUUCGACGAGUUCCAAGGGACCAAGGCCGUGGCGUCUAAUAAGGCCGAAAGUGAGAUGAAGCCCUCGGCGUUUGCGAAGCGCCUUGUGCCAAAGGUCGAGUGGGAAGCGAAGGCCAAGACCACCGGAGCGUGCCGCGGGGCCGCCAAGAAGGCGUCCAGCGAUGCUGCUGUCGAUGGCCACGGGGAUGUUGGGGACGGCAACGCUGCAACAUUGACCGGCAUCACCAGUCCUGGCGGCCUUGAAUGGGGAACAAAUUCCGCACCCGCCAAGGCACCACUGCGUAAACAAGGAGGCACCACUAAGGACACGUCUUUCAUGACUAAAAGAAAGUUUAACAAGAGAAAGAACUCUCGGUCGGGCUUCGAUUCUUCGGGGAAUGACGAGCCGCCCAACAGCGUGGGUUCAGACGACGACCUCGAGCCCGUGGCGGGCCCUUCGCAUCGCCAGCAACGUGAGGCUCCACAACGAGCACACCCUUGGAAGAAGCGCGGAGCCGCGGCUAACACAAAGCAGCCGUGACGCCACCGGUGACGAAAGUGACACGGACUUCAUCAAGGCACCCGCCAAGAAACCCGGCACAGUUUCUCGGGCACACAAGAAGGCUCCGGCAGAUGACUCCGAGUCCGACCUUAUGUCAGGCUCCGAAGAAGGCAACCAAGAAUAUGACGGUCCUGUCGUUCCUCCUCCCCUUCGGUCGACGACGACGUGCCUGCCGUGCCGCGUCCAAGUGCCGCCAACCGAGGCCGCUCCAGGGCAGCGCCGGUAAACUACAAUUUCGGAAGCGAGAGCAGUGACUGAUUCUGAAACGCCUCAUGUGCUGAGUAAACUGUGGUAUACUGCAUUCUGAUGCUUGCGCCUCCACCUAUGCAUAGAAGAGCCAUGUGUGAGCUUCGUGGCAUGUACAUCACAUUGAAUGGCAGUGUGACUGAUUUACAUUUUUUGCCGCCUUCAUCAUUGUGACUCUAUAAUGUUCUGGAAUUCUACACGCGAGGGCAGUGGCCACCUUGGUGACAAGUGUUCCUUAUCCUACAGACUGUCUCAGUGUGCAAGUUUGCGCUCUUUUUUUUGUGUCCGGAUGUGACAUCUACUUAUGGUUUCACCUAGCAGAGGACCCUUUGUGAGAGAUGUGCGGUAGAGGUUUUGCUGGCUGGCUUUCGUCACUGAACGAAGAAAGCAGAAGGAAAUUACCGAGGAUGUGCCAAUUUUCCAUAUGCAUUCUUUUUUCGGCUCUGUAGGUUCAUGCACCAGGUCAAUGACAUUCUCACUGUCGAAGCAGAUUAUAGGGUGCCUUAUCGCGCUAGGUACCCAAGUGCUGCAAUUUUAAGAUCUUUAACCAGUUUUAUAUGCAUGUUAAAUCACGUUUACUUCUCCACAAUGGAGGAAGCCAGAAUAAUCUGGCUGCUUUUUUUUUUCCUGCGGCGAUUUUAUAUUAGUUCCAGUAGGUGCCUCACAUAGCUAGUGUGCUGGCGACCUCUCCUGCUCAUUUACAACACCUUGCAGUUAUAAUCAAGUUAAGUGUUUUACCUUUGUCAGUACUGGCUUGCUAUCAGUCGUAAUAUAUUUGCAACGUAUUUAAGGAUCCAGCCUCUUUUCUUGUUCUGUUUGUCAGUUAUUUGCAUUGUAAUGAAAAAGGACCCUGUCCAGUUCUUUCCGCUACUGUCUUGACGCCGCUACCGCUUUAAGUCCAGUGUUCACAGUAGAGCAUUUAUUCUUAUUUAGCUCAACACACGUUAACGUUCUAGAUAGCAUUGUCAUAUGCGAAGCAUAUUUCACGGUUGCCAUUGUUGAUAUAACUGCAAAAGUCAACACGUCAAAAUUAUAUCGUCAUGCUCGUGUGACAGUGUCACUCACUCAUCGAGACAAUGAUCGAUCAUGUGUUUCUUUCUGAGAGGGUGCGGCUCUAUAAAGUAACAGGUAACAAAGAGGGUAACUUACACUGUGUUUUUUCGGAUUAUAUGCGGCUGCGAUGACACACCUGACACAGGUCUAUCGGACAGGGCUGUUCGGGCUGUUGUACGCUUCUAUAGAUUUUGCACGUCUGUGCAAUUUCACAGAAAAACAUCACUCGGGAUACUUGCAGAGUCUGUCUACGACGCAUUUCACGGCGUCGACAUGAUUGUACGAAUUGAGCCGCAGAUAUCACAGGUACGUAACCGUAUCGUCCACAGCAGGAUGUUGAUGCAUUAUCGCAAGCGUAUUGCGGAUGAAAGUGUCGCCCAGGUCACCCUGGUCGUUUGCAAAAACAACUUUGGCAAAUUUGUUAUAUGCGAGGAUUUACGGUUGCGAUUCAUGGUUACGUAUUUUUUACACCCGCGUAUUUGAAUAUUGUAGCCUGUAGAGCCUCUUGCUGAACUGGGUCUGUCCUUGCAUUAGUACAAAUUAAAAUGUGCAUGUGGGACGUAGGCUGCAGCAUCGAUGAUGCCAUUUCGCAAAUGAGCUACAUUUACGUGGUUAAGAUACUUCAUAUGUUUUGAUGAGGUUCUCAAAGCUGGAGCUGCACGUCAACAGAGCUCAUAUGUUCAUUUCAUAACCCUCCUGCAGUCCCUGCAACUUCCUCUGUUGCGGCCUCCACUUGUGAACAUGCAAGAGGCGUCCUGACGCGCUGUUCUCAAAGACAGCUUGUGCACCUGCUGCGCUCGUCAUCACGUGAUCAUAGAUUGUGGUGGCACGCUUUAAGCUGAGACAUAGCUUCCUAUUUUUUUCGGUACCUGGGCGAACGCUCUUUUUAGGCUCUUCAAAAAUAGAGGAAGCACUGGCUGAGACGACUGGGUGAAGCCAACGCACCGUUAUCAUAGACCAACCACAGUUUUCGCUAGAUUCACAAGAAUCUCGGGCAUCUGUAUUCGUGUUUGUCUCAACUGCAGCAUUAGAAGCAGUAAUGCAACCAAGGACUUUGAUCGCCAAAACUUCUAAUGUACCUUUUUUAGGUUCUUCCGUUAAGUAAUUUAUGCUGGAUUAAUGGAACAUGAACAAAUCGUGCCAGAAGCCCGUGUUUUGUACGAUUCUCGAGAAAUUAUCUGACUGCGUGUACAAGCGCAUUAGCUACCAGCUCAGUAAAUGAAAUGCAUAGCUGCAGAUACUAUUUAUAUAGCACUGCAACAGCAGGCCCCGCCGCGGUGGUCUUGUGGCUAAGGUACUCGGCUGCUGACCUGCAAGUCGCGGUUUCAAAUCCCGGUUGCGGCGGCUGCAUUUCCGAUGGAGGCGGAAAUGUUGUAGGCCCGUGUGCUCAGAUUUGGGUGCAUGUUAAAGAACCCCAGGUGGUCGAAAUUUCCAGAGCCCUCCACUACGGCGUCUCUCAUAGUUAUGUGGUGGUUUUGGGACGUUAAACCCCACAUAUCAAUCAAUCAAUCAACAGCAACAGCAGCAACUAAUGACCCUAACAUAGUCGUCAAUAGGUAGUCCAGCUAUGGUCCCUAGAAAACUGGCUAGUCUGCCGCUCUCCACCGCGUCUGUGCCGAUGAACCAGCGGCACGGCCACGUCCGAGCCGCUGGUUCGUGCACUGGCGGCCAGGGGGCGCCGCAAUCUAUCGAAGUGCCGUGAUCACGGACCAUGCACCAUCGGCGCGGACGCGGCCUUCCACGGGGACAGCCCGGAGACGGCAGACUAUCCAGUAUAUUUUAAAGACCGUAGUCCAACGUGGGACCCUCAGAGUUGCCACUUCCGUCUAUGGGAGAAGAGCGCUGGAUAGGUGGCGCGCCGAAAAAUAGCACCUGGCGGAGAGUGGCAACACAACUCAGCCGCUCGCAGCCAGACAACUGGCCACCAGUGUACAUCUGUGAGAGCACGCACGUGCGCCGCUUCAUUUUGGAACGAACAGCUCGAAAACUCAUUGCGCCAGUUAUAAUGCACCACGGUUUAGAAAAAUAGCUCGGUCCGAAGGCUACUCUCACAUGAAAAACGAAUAAAAUCCUUCCAAAGCGGA
Rhipicephalus microplus (southern cattle tick) is the source of this 4747-nucleotide messenger RNA. RefSeq lists its product as uncharacterized. The record is from RefSeq and is a predicted model, not a curated record. NCBI's taxonomy places the organism in Eukaryota, Metazoa, Arthropoda, Arachnida, Ixodida, Ixodidae.